Messenger RNA from Topomyia yanbarensis, 3311 nucleotides. RefSeq names its product zinc finger protein 728-like. Gene Ontology annotation, molecular function: DNA-binding transcription factor activity, RNA polymerase II-specific; RNA polymerase II cis-regulatory region sequence-specific DNA binding. The record is from RefSeq and is a predicted model, not a curated record. Bases 1003 to 2544 code for a protein of 513 amino acids. The transcript has 2 exons. Gene Ontology annotation, biological process: regulation of transcription by RNA polymerase II. Lineage: Eukaryota; Metazoa; Arthropoda; Insecta; Diptera; Culicidae. Gene Ontology annotation, cellular component: nucleus.
AUAAAAAGUCAAAGUUUUCAUGAUCAUAUCAAAUACAAAUAUGUUAAUACGGAAUGCUCUAACGAUUUUUCAAGGACAUAUUUUUUGCGAACAUAUUUCACCGUGGAAUAUUUAAAAUUAUCGGGGAAUAUGAAUAUUAUUGCAUUGAUUCAAUUACAUCGAAUAGUCGUGCAUGGAUUCGCUAAGUAUAUUAAUGUACUAUCGUUUAGUUCCAGUUUCAUCAAUUUCUAUAUACUAAUAAGUGAGAUAUUGGAAAAAACAAUUUGGUGCACAUCGAAUUCACGUUCAUUUUCACCGAGGGUGUAAAUAGGCCUUAAGUAUUGAAAUUGCCUUUAAAUCGCAUUCGCAAAUUGCAUUUCCUAGGGGCACAGGCGAGUUGAGUCAAACGUCAAACUUUUUAAAUCGCCUGACCAUGCUCGUCCGCAUGUUUUUGACAGAGUGUGCACAGGCUAAUUGGGAGAGAGGCGAAUAGUGCGCCAAAAAUACCGUAUUGAGUAAACCAGUUGAACAACGCAAAUAAACAUUACUAGUGGUCUACUUGGAGGGGAUAAGCAUUGCACAUCCAUAGAGAAAUUCAAAUUUUUGCCAGUAUUUUAAAUCAUGGUUAUAAUGUGUAAUGUAGGGUGUAUUUAUUAUUACAAACUAGUUUCCGAAUUAAUUCGUCUAUUGGAGUUGAUAUGCACAUAAUUUGCAAAACAAAUCCACCGAUCACGAUACGGUAGGUUUCCAAAAUCUAAUUCUAGAGAAAAAAAAAUAGAACCUAAGUAACAUUGAAUGAUACUAACACUCUCGCUUUAGAAAAUACUAGUUACUACUUUAACGAUCGUUAGAGAACCGAUAACUGGAUAAUACUGAGGUUGUGAAAAACUGCGCGGAAUCUUGACUUGUACUGUACUGUCAGUGGAACCGUCAUCGUCAAAUUAAGCGCUGCGCUCGGUUGCGUCGCUGCAGGGAGGGGAGCGGGAACAGAAGGUGUUUAUUGAUAUUGACAACACAAGUCUGAUGGAUAAAAUUAGGUUUGUUCCAGAACUCACUUCAUGCUCCAGAGCAAAAAACUUACUCCUUUUUAUUUCCAGCAAAAAGAGAAGAGCUGAAUACAGAAGCGACUUUCUCUCUGUAUGCUCCGGAGUACUUCUGGAACAAACCUAUUGUUUCAUGCAAUUCAUGGAUCAGAUGGACAUGUCUUCGAAGCAACGGAAGCGAACCGACACUGACGUAUGUGCACAAGAAUCCCUUCGGAAUCGUCUCCUGGGGCCACCUGUGUUAACCGAUACUGACGAGCGGCUGUAUAAAUGCGAGAUAUGUGGCAAAGGAUUCGUUCAAAAGUGUCUGCUUGAGCGACAUAUGUUAACUCACACUGGCGAGUGGUUGCACAAAUGUGAUAUUUGUGGCAAACCAUUUAAUGAGGAGAAUAUUUUGAACAGGCACAGAAAAAUUCACAGUGAUGAACGACCGCAUAAAUGCGAGGUAUGUGGCAAAGGAUUCAUUCAGAAGAAACACCUGAAGCAACAUGUGAUAACACACACUGGCGAGCGGCCGUACAAAUGUCACAUGUGUGACAAAUCAUUUGCCCGUCAGGAUAUCUUAACUGUGCACAGAAAGAUACACAGUAAUGAACGACCACAUAAAUGCGAGAUAUGUGGAAAAGGAUUCAUUCGAAAGUAUCAGUUUGAGCAACAUAUGCUGACUCACACUAGCCAGUGGCCGUACAAAUGCGAGAUAUGUAGUAAAGGAUUCGUUCAGAAGUGUUUGCUUGAGCGUCAUAUGUUAACCCACACUGGCGAACGGCCGUUUAAAUGUAAUAUCUGUGGCGAAUCAUUUUAUGAGAAGAGUUACUUAAAGCUACAUGUGGUAGCUCACACUGGCGAUUGGCCGUAUAAAUGUGAUAUAUGUAGAAAAUCAUUUAACCGUCAGAGUACCUUAACUUUGCACAGAAAGUUGCACAGUAAUGAACGACCGCAUAAAUGCGAGAUAUGUGACAAAGGUUUCCUUCAGAAGCAUCAGCUUGAGCAACAUGUGGUAUCUCACACUGGCGAGCGGCAGUACAAAUGUGAUGUAUGUGGCAAAUCAUUUACCCAUCAGAGUAUCUUAACUGUGCACAGAAAGAUGCAUAGUAAUGAACGACCACAUAAAUGCGAGAUAUGUGGCAAAGAAUUCAUUCAGAAGAUUCACCUGAACCAACAUGUGGUAACUCACACUGGCGAGCGGCAGUACAAAUGUGGUGUAUGUGGCAAAUCAUUUACCCAUCAGAGUGUCUUAACUGUGCACAGAAAGAUGCACAGUAAUGAACGACCACAUAAAUGCGAGAUAUGUGGCAAAGAAUUCAUUCAGAAGAUUCACCUGAAGCAACAUGUGGUAACUCACAAUGGCGAGUUGCCGUUCAAAUGCGUGAUAUGUAGCAAAGGAUUCGUUCAGAAGAGUCCGCUUGAGCGACAUAUGUUAACUCACACUGGCGAGCGGCUAUACAAAUGCGAUAUAUGUGACAAAUCAUUUACGCAUCAGAGUGCCUUAACUUCGCACAAAAAGAUGCACACUAAUGAAUGAACGCAUAAAUGCGAGAUAUGCGACAAAGGAUUCAUUCUGAAGUAUCUGCUUGAGCAACAUGUGAUAACUCACACUGGGUGAACAAUUGUUUGAACAGGCACAGAAAUAUUCACAUUAACGGUCACAUAAUGGAGAGUUAUGUGGCAAAGAAUUCUUUCUGCAACGACAUUUCCUAAUCCAAACUUGUGAGCGGCAUGUGCAUAUCAACAUGUGAGGAAAGUGGCAAAACAUAUACGUGCAAAAAAUUAAUUGAAUUGCUCACUUCCCCCUAACUCCGCACUUUUACAGUGUGAGUGAUCAAACUGCUACUGAAAACAGCGAGCUGUCAAAAUACAUGUAUUUCAAGUGAUAGAGAUGGUACUCGCAUAGACAGGCCGGUCGAACCAACCAGUCUAUGAGAAGAGUUUAUUAGAAGAAUGUUAAGUGCGCAGUAUGGCUCGAAUCCAGUUUUUGGUGCCACAAGCAAUAUGUAUAAUAAAAUGAAGGAUUGAAUUCAAUAAUAACAAUAUUAACCGGGAGACUAGUUUAUUUACUGUGUCAAGAAAAGUAUCACUCCUUUAUUAGUAAUUGUUGUGCUAGAAAUAAAUCGAAAUAUCAAUAUAUGACAGCGGGUUGAAGUUUGACACCGCAAUUUUAUGUUACGUUUAAAGAUUUUGUACUUAGUCUGUAAUAUUGUGUAGUAAAUGUAUAUAAUAAUAUUCGAAGGGUUGGUUUCGUGUAAGAAUGUGCAGUAGGCAUGUGCAUAUGGAUGUGUGACCCGUGGAGUU